UAAAAAGAGAAGCUCCGGGUUACAAUUUAUCAAUCAUCCACAGUUCAAUCAGUACUUCAUAUCCAAUAUGUGCGGAACCAUUAAGACUUUGUUUUCCCUUCUUGUGGUGAUCCUGGCAUUUGGUGGGAUCUCCGCCCUGCCAGCCAAGUCAGUAAAACGCCUGCAGAAGCAAGAGGUUGCUCCAUAUCCAUCCGCCGAGGAGCUAAAACCUGAAAUACCCUUCGAAGAAGGAGUGCCAGAUGAGACUUACGGGCCUCCAGAUCAAACCUACGGACCCCCACCCACUGAUGCCGUGGAGCAACUGCCCAGUGACGAAGACCCACAGGACUUUACGCCCGAUCCGGACGCUGAAGAAGUGCAGCCCGUGGAACAGGCUCCGGCCCGCUUAACCAAGCAACUGAAGCGUCGUCCUCAAUCUCAAGGAUUGGUCCUCCUAUCGGCGAGACCAUUGGAGGUCAUUAAUUCCAAUGGUAUUCCCCUUCAAGUAGCAAUUCAACCUCUGUGGUAGAGAAAACUUAAAGAAAACCGGCGUGAUAUUGAUUUUUAUAAACAUUAUAUUAAUUAUUGUCUUUUGUUACUCGAUAAACAAUUAAAGAACAUUUGUUGAUACAUCGAAUUAGAUGUAAAAAUAUA
Messenger RNA from Drosophila ananassae, 633 nucleotides. RefSeq lists its product as uncharacterized. The record is from RefSeq and is a predicted model, not a curated record. NCBI's taxonomy places the organism in Eukaryota, Metazoa, Arthropoda, Insecta, Diptera, Drosophilidae. The transcript has a single exon. Bases 68 to 508 code for a protein of 146 amino acids.